AUGGAAGCUUUGUUAUCAUUCAACUACACUUACAUAUAUUCUGUUUGCUGCCCCAGCACCGCCGGUUUGGGAGCCCUGACCCACCCACUUUUGCCCGCGGAUUGCGGGACGGUUCGUUGGCAGCGUUCGAACGACACGGAUACGAAGAUCAGGGAGUUUCCCUGGCUGGCUCUUAUCGAAUACACCCGAGGCAAUCAUGAGAAGAUCCACGCGUGCGGUGGAGUGCUUAUCAGCGAUCGCUAUGUGCUAACCGCUGCCCACUGUGUGGCUCAGGCGGCGGUGGGUAAUCUGCAGAUCACAGCGGUUCGUCUGGGGGAAUGGGACACGAGCACAAAUCCCGACUGCCAGUUCCAUCAGGACACUCAGGUGGCGGACUGUGCUCCUCCGUACCAGGAUAUUGGUGUCGAGGAGCUGCUGCCGCAUCCGCUGUACAAUCGAACGGACAGAACUCAGAUCAACGACAUUGCCCUCGUCCGUUUGGCCAAUCCUGCCAAGCUCAAUGACUUUGUGGUUCCCAUUUGUCUGCCCAACAAGCAGUUGCGGGCCGAUGAACUGGAGGGUCUGGUCACCGAGGUGGCUGGCUGGCAGGCCAGAUCCUCGCCCAGGAUGCGAAAGAGCUAUGUGACCAUCAGCUCCAUCGAGGAGUGCCAAAGGAAGUACGCCGGCCAGCAGUUGCGCAUCCAGGCCUCCCAGCUCUGCGGGCUGACCAAUUCCAAGGAGUGCCACGGAAACGCCGGCGGACCACUGAUGCUGUUCAAGAACGAGGGCUAUCUGCUGGGCGGCCUGGUGUCCUUCGGUCCCGUGCCCUGUCCCAAUCCCGACUGGCCGGAUGUCUACACCCGAGUGGCCUCCUACAUCGAUUGGAUCCACGACAGUCUGAGGGCGUAGAAAUACAACCCUUGCGGUUACAACUGAUGUCAGUAAAUGUUUGGUGCCAAAUAAAAUUUUUGAAAUA
Drosophila takahashii is the source of this 955-nucleotide messenger RNA. The record is from RefSeq and is a predicted model, not a curated record. NCBI's taxonomy places the organism in Eukaryota, Metazoa, Arthropoda, Insecta, Diptera, Drosophilidae.